Molecule: messenger RNA, 765 nt
Organism: Armigeres subalbatus
Lineage: Eukaryota; Metazoa; Arthropoda; Insecta; Diptera; Culicidae
Product: sericin-2-like
Exons: 4
Source: RefSeq, a predicted model, not a curated record
UCCAAGAGUUCCUCUGGAAGUUCCUCCAGUAGUUCCUCUGGAAGUUCCUCCAGGAGUUCCUCUGGAAGUUCCUCCAGGAGUUCCUCUGGAAGUUCCUCCGGUAGUUCCUCCAGGAGUUCCUCUGGAAGUUCCUCCAGGAGUUCCUCUGGAAGUUCCUCCAGGAGUUCCUCUGGAAGUUCCUCCAGGAGUUCCUCUGGAAGUUCCUCCAGGAGUUCCUCUGGGAGUUCCUCUGGAAGUUCCUCCAGGAGUUCCUCUGGAAGUUUCUCCAAGAGUUCCUCUGGAAGUUCCUCCAGGAGUUCCUCUGGAAGUUCCUCCAGGAGUUCCUCUGGAAGUUCCUCCAGGAGUUCCUCUGGAAGUUCCUCCAGGAGUUCCUCUGGAAGUUCCUCCAGGAGUUCCUCUGGAAGUUCCUCCAGGAGUUCCUCUGGAAGUUCCUCCAGGAAUUCCUCCGAAAGUUCCUCCAGGAGUUCCUCUGGAAGUUCCUCCAGGAGUUCCUCUGGAAGUUCCUCCAGGGGUUCCUCUGGAAGUUCCUCCAGGAAUUCCUCCGAAAGUUCCUCCAGGAAUUCCUCCGGACUGUACGAAGAACGACUGGAUGGUGGUAGGUUCGUACUGAUUUUCAUCGCUAUUCGCAUGCUGCGGGAAAUCUGUUUGCAAUCCGCAAAGAAGGCCGCUAGUCGUAGCCCAUCCAUACGUCUGGAACCGUCGAGUCGCACGGGUGCCACUUACGAUGAGGCGACGGCGCGGGGACCAGCCAUUCCGGAUCCGUGA